This is a messenger RNA of Bubalus bubalis (water buffalo), 724 nucleotides long. RefSeq lists its product as uncharacterized. NCBI's taxonomy places the organism in Eukaryota, Metazoa, Chordata, Mammalia, Artiodactyla, Bovidae. The coding region runs from base 112 to 714 and encodes 200 amino acids. The transcript has 3 exons. The record is from RefSeq and is a predicted model, not a curated record.
GCUGUAUCUGAGGCGGCAGGAGUAGGCAAUAAUUUCAUCAUCCCCGUCCUUCUCCACUUCACUCAGCUGUGUGCUGAGUGGCUUCAGUCAUGUCCGACUCUGUGCGAUCCCAUGGACUGUAGCUUUCGAGGCUCCUCUGUCCAUGGGAAUCUCCAGGCAAAGAUACUGGAGUGGGUUGCCAUUUUCUCCUCCGGUGAUCUUCCCGACCAAGGAAUUGAACCUGUGGCUCUUAUGGCGCCUGCACCGGCAGGAGGAACAUAUAAGAUCCUAAGGGCUUCUGAACCCCAACCAGGUCAGCCCAGAAUGGCUUCAGCCAACAUGCCCCAUGGAAGGGAAGCAGCAAGGGCCAGAUGUACUUGUGAUCUGACAAAAGGAGUGAAUCCUCAGGAGCACUGCCUGAAAAGCUGUUUGCAGGAAGAGACAUACUGUUCUAGCCCACCCCAUGGACAACUGGGCCAGAGAAAGGCCAGCCUGACCGGGGGGGGGGGUCUCGCUUCCCCACUCCUCACAGUUCUCCUCCACAGGGUGAGGGCCUGGCUUUGUUUCUCAGAACUCCCAGACCAGCUUCUCUUUGUCCUCCUCGUUGUAUUUCUCCAGGUUCCUCCCCAGAAAAUAUUUCUCAGGGACUUAACUCAGAGGCUAGGACAGGCACCUUCGUACCACUCGGACAGGGUCAGGCCCAUCUGCUUGUUUUUAGAUCUGUUACAGCUGUAGCUUCCUUCCU